GAGGAGCCCCAAUCCUCUUACCCAAAGCCCCUGAAUACUUCCGCCACGCAGGUCACCUCCGGGCCUCUCCUGCUCCAGGUGGCCGUCAUGCCGGGGCUGGCAGGCGAGCAGGGGAUGGAGGGCUGGAGCCCGGCCCCACCGCUGUAUGAGGAGUACCGCCCACCCCCCCUGGAUGCCAUCCGCCUGCCCAGAUAUGCGCUGUACCUGCUGCUGGCGGCCCUCCUGGUGGUGGCCGUGGCAUAUGCCAUUGUGGGUCAUCUCAUCAAGGACCUCGCCCAUGACCUGGCCGGUGAGCUGCUACCCACCACGAGCCCUGCUUGGGACAGUGCUGGGCCGCUCUGGGCCGGGGGGUGGGGGGGGCGGGAUGCAAGGGCCUCUCGCAGCCAGGGAGGGGACAGAGGGUGGGUGAGGCCCCGGGAGGCUCCUCACCUGCGUCCUACUGCAGACUGGGCCUUCGGCCCGAAGCCAGAGCAGGAAGACGCCCCUCGGGAACUGCGCUCGAGCCUGGAGGGUGAGGAUCUGGAAGAGCUGGACCUGCAGCUGGCCCUGGCCUGGCGGGGUGAUGAGGACCCUGGCGGGGGUGGCGACGCAGCCCCUGCAGAAGCCCCCGCCCCGGCUACCCGCCGCCCUUCCAUUGCCUUCAAGGACCCACCUGCUCGAAGCUCCUUCUGGAGGCUGGACUGAGCCGGGCCCUGCCCUCUAGCCCGGUACCUGGGUUUGAACCCCUCUGGCAGUUGUGUAGACCGGACUUGUGCACGCUGGAUCCCUUGCUCCACUGAUCUGCCCCGUCUUGGCAGAGAAUGUUCUCUUUCUUGGCUGGCAGGUUCCAGUGGUUGGUCACUGGCACUUUCCACACUCCUGCUCCCCCCGUAGCCCCAGAGCCUGAUUCUGCCCAACCUCCACCAAGAAGAGUUUG
Messenger RNA from Mirounga angustirostris (Northern elephant seal), 916 nucleotides. RefSeq names its product small integral membrane protein 44 (gene SMIM44). The coding region runs from base 88 to 684 and encodes 198 amino acids. NCBI's taxonomy places the organism in Eukaryota, Metazoa, Chordata, Mammalia, Carnivora, Phocidae. The transcript has a single exon. The record is from RefSeq and is a predicted model, not a curated record.